Molecule: messenger RNA, 1485 nt
Organism: Cyclocybe aegerita
Lineage: Eukaryota; Fungi; Basidiomycota; Agaricomycetes; Agaricales; Hemipholiotaceae
Source: the annotation of a GenBank genome assembly
AUGGCCUUACUGCCUCCUGAGAUAGUGCAAGAGAUAGUCGAAAUGUCACUCCUAUCUUCUAGAUCCCCCAUGGCACUCCUGACCUCCUGCUCAGCUUUUCGGGACAUCGUCCAGCAGAUUCUCUACGCCGGAAUAACCUUCACAUCUCGUGCUCAGCUUCGUUCCUUCACUAUGACUUACUGUCGGACUCCUGUUCCUUAUGCUCCUCGUGCAAUAGCGGUCCAUAUCACGAACGACGACUUCUCAAAUAUCGUCUUCUCCGACUUUUCUACACUGGUUUCGACGUGCUUCUGGAGCGCUAGCUACGGGCCCAAGGUCAGUAGAGACCAGAACGGAAGACUCGUUCUGGAUCUUCUUCUCUUGCGCUUGUACUCCCAUAUGUACGAUCCCGGGAUCGAGAGAAUCUAUAGUGCUCUCUCUCAGAUCAAUCCUCGACGGUUUAUCUGGACAGGUCCGGAUCCUCCCCACCAUUUCUCAAUCGCUAUUGUUCCAAAUGCCAUACCUCAUCUUUUCAAGGCCUUAUCGACGUAUACCAACCUGACCGAGCUGCGUUUAGCCAACAUCAAAGUGGACGACGCUCUCGAAGAGGAGGGAUUCCCUGUCAUUCCAUCGCUCGAGUUGCUGUACAUGGGCCAAGUCGUGUUUCUCCCCUCAGUGACGAUCGCAAAUCUGAUCCUCGAUCCAGGCAUGGAGCAGCUCGAGAGAGUCAAUCUGGUCGAUGCCUACACCGGAAGCAUCUGGGGACCGCGCCUUCGGCGGUCCGACGUCGUACGGGCGGCACUCUUGCAUUUGGAUCCCGAAAAUAGCGACCCCAGAAAAAGCGAAAUGGCGAAAGAGACCAUUGAGAGUAUACUGGUCUGCGAAGCAAGGACGGAGCGUAUCAUGGGAGAUCUGCUACCACUGUUGUGGAUCUCCAAAUUUUCCGACACAACGCACAGUUCGAGGAACAGCUCCACUUCAGACAACAGGGAAGCUCUUUUGCACUUCCUAUGUCUGUCCGUCGCAAACGAAUCAACACCUUCGGAGCCUCCCUGUCCCGACCCCUUACGUUCGCCUGUCCGCAUCCUUUGGACAUGCAUCGGAAUUAUCAUAGCCUGCACAUGGGUGGCACUGCACCCCAACAUUACUUCUAAGCCCAAGCCGUGGAUUAGAGAAAGGCUGGGUGCCGACACAGGCCCACUUCCUUCAAAUGGGCGGCUUCAUGCUCAUCCACCCCGAUCGUACACCAAUCUGCCCCUCACACCGCCCUCCUUCGAGCGGCUCUCGUCCCAAGACACGAUCGAGUGGCCGUCAACCCCGCUUCAAGAGAUCGAGGAUAAGAGCAAGGGCAGCGGUCUUGCCAAAGCGCUCGUGCUUUCCCGCACCACGUUCUUUAUAGGCAAGUGCUUGAUGCGCAUGGCGCAGGGAAAGAGAGUGGCCGAGCUGGAGCUCCUCACGCUCGCGUUCGCAUGCUUGAAUGGGGAUGUAUUGGCUUUGGUGGGAUAA